Dendrobium catenatum is the source of this 1613-nucleotide messenger RNA. RefSeq names its product E3 ubiquitin protein ligase RIE1. The transcript is spliced from 5 exons. The record is from RefSeq and is a predicted model, not a curated record. Lineage: Eukaryota; Viridiplantae; Streptophyta; Magnoliopsida; Asparagales; Orchidaceae. Bases 256 to 1305 code for a protein of 349 amino acids.
CAUCCCUCAGAACAGUACGUAUCGGUCAGUCUCGAAACUACUCCCUAUCUUCGCCAAUCGCCACACCACGAAAGCCAAGCCUGCCAGCACGAGAAGAUCCGGGAACAAAACUCCACUUUGCAAAAUCCGCCGCAUCUCCGCCGAUUCAUCCACCACUGAUGAUGCCCACGAAAGUCGCAAAAUCUCUUUAAGCCAUCAUGAAUCCCGACUGACCUAGUCGAAGGCACGGUCAAAGAAGAAGCACAGAGGAAAGGUAUGGAGGAUAUAGCUUCUCCGGAGCCGCUUCUGCGGCGAUCGCUGGCAUCCCGUCAGAACCGUGUUGCAGCGUUUUUGGGUCGUGCGGCGGGGCGGCGUGGGCCGCCGGCGUUGGUGCGAGAAACCGCAGCGCGGCAGCUGGACGAGCGGCGCGCCGAUUGGGCCUAUUCCCGGCCGGUGGUCGCCGUGGACAUAGCGUGGAAUCUCUCCUUUGCCGUUGUCUCCGCUUCCGUCAUCGCAGCUUCAACAUGCGAGCGGCCAAAUGUACCCGUGAGGGUUUGGAUCGCAGUUUAUGCUCUUCAGUGCGUCUUACACGUUGCUCUGGUCUGGUCCGAGUACAGGCGUCGCCGCGGGGACGAGGGGCGGGUUAUUGGCGACGAGGAGAGCAGCGGUGAACCGACUGCGUUGGAUUUCGGUUCAGUGGAUAGUGGGGAGGAGAGCGAUGAUAGCGGAUCAGGUCGCCGGAGCCAGCGGGCUAGUUAUGCCAAACGAUGUGAAUCGGUUAAUACCAUGGCAUCCUUUCUUUGGUGGAUUGUUGGAUUUUACUGGAUUAUAUCAGGUGGUGAAGCUCUUGUGCAGAAUGCUCCUAAACUCUAUUGGUUGGCUGUAGUGUUUCUAGCUUUUGAUGUAUGUUUUGCAAUAUUUUGUGUUGCUUUGGCCUUUGUGAUUGGCAUUGCACUCUGCUGCUGUUUACCUUGCAUUAUCGCAAUACUAUACGCAAUUGCAGGCCAGGAAGGGGCAUCGGAUGCUGAUAUUAACCUUCUACCAAGAUACAGAUACGCUGCAUCCAAUGAUAACAGGGAAAAUAAAGGAGAUGUGGGAAUAAUGAGUCCAAUUACGAAUGGCAGCGAAAACUUUCCAGAACGUGUUAUUUUGCGUGAAUAUGCGGAAUGUUGCAUUUGUCUGAGUUCCUAUGAAGAUGGAAAUGAGCUGCAUGCUCUUCCCUGCAAUCACCACUUCCACUCUGCAUGCAUUACGAAAUGGCUCAAAAUCAAUGCGACCUGCCCAUUGUGCAAAUACAACAUUCUCAAGAGCAAUGAUUGCGUGUGAAAGCACAUUAAGAUUUUGUUUGGGAUAGCUUUCUCAUCGCUUUAUGAAGUAAUCUUUUAGUACAAAAUUUUUUUGAAUUUGAAAAUUUUGUGUUAGAAAAGUGCUUCAUAGAGCAAUAAAAAAGUUGUCCCAAACAAAAUCUUCCUUCUACUAGUACUUGGUUGUGUAUAUGUGGUUGAAUGAUCGUCGACAUAGCUGCCCCAGGUAAUAUUAAAGUUAGUCCUCUUUGCUCCGAGUGUGAAAUUAUAAUUGAUCACAUUUUUUAUUAUUAAUGUAUGGCAAAGCUAGUGUUGUAGCCUUCAAUGUCA